Molecule: messenger RNA, 3766 nt
Organism: Scleropages formosus (Asian bonytongue)
Lineage: Eukaryota; Metazoa; Chordata; Actinopteri; Osteoglossiformes; Osteoglossidae
Product: eosinophil peroxidase-like
Exons: 14
Coding region: 112-2796 (894 amino acids)
Biological process (GO): response to oxidative stress
Molecular function (GO): protein binding; peroxidase activity; heme binding
Source: RefSeq, a predicted model, not a curated record
CUAAAGGGCUCCUGUAGAACACCUCAACUUUCCACAAGGUCUCAAGACUUCAGAGCUGUAGUUCUUGCAGUGAACCCACAACACACAACUUUGGUAAUUAACUCAUAAGGUAUGAAUACCUUGGCUUGCCUUCUGGUGCUGGGCAUCUACCUUUCUGUCUUCUGGCAUGCUACCACAGCAGGAGAGGACGAAAUGAGGCCCUUCAUUCUCAAAGCCCUUGAGGAUGCUAAGACAAUCGUGGAUAAAGCCUACAAAUAUUCCCAGGAAGAGAGUCUUUCUCGGGUGCAGAAACACUCAUUCAGUGCUUCCGAUGCCCUCCGCCUGGUAAGGCAGCCGUCCAGAGAGCUUUGCUCAGCUGUGAGGGCUGCUGACUACAUGGAGAAUACUCUGAGGCUCAUCCAGGAAAGGCAGCCCCAUGUACAUAAACGCUCUCUCAAUGCCACAGACCUUAUCACCAGAGAGGAGCUACGAGUCAUCAGCCAACUGACAGGCUGUACAGCACGUGUCCAGACCCCAAACUGUCGCACAACUCCAUAUCUCAACAAGUACCGCACAGUCACUGGUGUCUGUAAUAACCUGAAAAACCCACGAAUUGGAGCCUCCAACACACCAUUGGCACGCUGGCUUCCUCCACGGUAUGAGGAUGGCAUCUCACAGCCUGUUGGCUGGGAUCCAACACGACUAUACAAUGGACACCUGUUGCCCCUGGUUAGGGAGGUCUCCAACCUCAUCCUGAGCACUACAGACAAAAGAGUGGAGAAUGACCAUAUCUACUCGUAUUUGAUCACUCUCUUUGGCCAGUGGAAUGACCACGACCUGAGCAUCACCCCUACAUCUCCUAGCAUUCAGUCCUUUAACAAUGGCAUUAAAUGUGACAGAAGCUGUGACCAGGCUGAGCCUUGCUUUCCCAUUCGGAUUCCAAAAGAGGAUCCCCGCUUUGGCAACGACUCCAAGAGCUGCAUCCCUUUCUUUCGCUCAGCACCAGCCUGUGGAACAGGCACCACAGGCCAUGUAUUUGGGGCAGCCAACAUACGACAGCAGAUGAAUGCAUUGACAGCCUUCCUCGAUGCAAGUCAGGUAUAUGGCUCAGAGGACGCACAGGCACUAUUUCUGAGGGACCUCACCAAUGACUUUGGCCUGCUGAGGGUAAAUGAUCGCUUCACUGACAAUGGCAGAGAACACCUUCCCUUUGCCAACACACUUGGCCCAUGUUCCACACGGCAGAAGAUCACCAAUACCAGUGGACUGGAAGAGGUGCCCUGUUUUGUAGCUGGUGAUGUUCGUGUGAAUGAGAACAUUGCCCUGGGAUCAAUCCACACAGUCUUCCUCAGAGAACACAACCGUUUGGCACGAGCCCUGCGGCAGCUUAAUCCACACUGGGACAGUGAGACGCUUUAUCAGGAGGCACGGAAGAUUGUCGGUGGCUACCACCAGAUCAUCGUGUUCCGGGACUACCUGAGGCACAUUGUGGGUCCUGAUGCCAUGGCGCGCUUUCUUCCUGCCUACCCUGGGUAUGACGAGAAUGUGGACCCCAGCAUUGCCAGCGUGUUUGCUACUGCAGCCUACCGCUUUGCCCAUCUGACCCUCCAGCCCCUGGUAUUCCGGCUCAAUGAGAGCUACCAGGAGAACCCUGAGUUUCCAAGUGUGCCGCUUCAUAAGGCUUUCUUUGCUCCCUGGAGACUGAUCUUUGAAGGUGGAGUGGACCCUUUGCUCCUAGGACUGUUGGGACGGCCAGCUAAGUUGGCCACCCAGGACCACAUGUUGGUGGAUGCAGUGCGAGAGAAACUUUUUCAAUUCACUGCAAGAUUGGCACUGGACUUGGGUUCCCUGAACAUGCAGCGUGGAAGAGACCAUGGGUUACCUGCCUACAAUGCCUGGCGCAAGUUCUGCGGACUAUCCCAGCCACGGAAUGAGGAAGAGUUAGCUGAAGUGAUGGACAACCCAGACCUGGCCAAGAAACUCAUUGAGCUGUACGGCACACCAGACAACAUCGAUGUAUGGCUAGGGGGGAUCUCUGAGCCGUUUGUUCCCAGUGGACGUGUGGGACCACUGUUUACCUGUCUCAUUGCAAUGCAGUUCCAGAAAAUUCGUCAGGGAGACAGGCUGUGGUGGGAGAAGGAUGGCGUUUUCACCAGUCAGCAGCGCGAGUCUUUGGCUGCCACCUCGCUAAAUCGUAUCAUCUGUGACAACACUGGCAUCACAGAUGUGCCAAAGAAUCCCUUCUUGUUUCAUCCCUGGGGGACUAGUUACAUCAGCUGCAAUGACGUUCCUGCUUUUGACCUCAGGCCAUGGACGGAGUUAAGCUCUGAUUGCAUUACCUGCCCUCAAGGACCUCCUGGCCCUGCUGGCCCACCUGGAACCAUCGGACCUCCUGGACCUCCUGGUCCCGUUGGUCCACCAGGACCUCCAAGCCCCUCUAUCCACACCGAACCAUCAGCCUUUGCCAUGUUGCUGGGUUUCAGUAACCCUCAACCUAACAAACCCAUUGUUUUCCAACAGACCAUCUACAACAGGCAGGACCAAUACAACAAUCAAACCGGGGUGUUCACGUGCACCACUGCUGGUGUAUACAAGUUUGACUACCACUGCAGUCUGACCAAUGGCAACGGGGAUAUCGUCCUGCAACAAAAUGGGCUGGAGGUGCUGCAGACCUCCAUCUCACCAUUUUUCACAGCUUCUGGAAGCACCUUGGUGCAGCUCAGAUCUGGGGACAAGGUGUGGUUACAGACAAACACCGAGGGCCUCAAUUUCACCGCAGACAGUCACUUCACUGGCCACCUGGUCUUUGCUGUCUAGGCUCGUCUCCUUCAUUAUGUUGACACAUAGAGAAACAUAUGUCUUCCUCCAUACAUUACCUCUGUCCACUCCUGUCUACUUCCUGCCAUUAGGUUCUUUUAUUCUUCAUAACUAUGGAAAUUCUAAAAUAUCGUCAUCAUAUAGACAUCUAUAGUAACAUUGAAACAUUUUUUUGUUGUAUCAUCCAUCUCUUGUAAUGAUUUGGCUUCAGUUAUUCUGUAAUUUUAUGCAUAGUCUUCCCAGUUAAAUCUCUUUUCAAAAGUGUCAGAUACGAAUGUGUACAAUCCCUAGAAACAAUACCUUCUUUGUAGAGUUUGUUGUAAUCCAUAUUCAGUCUUCACUUGCUUCAGUUACUUUAAUUAGUAUGAAAAAAAUGCAUGCUUCCUUUAAUGUAUCUACUUUGAACUCUUUACUUUUAUAUCUAUAUAUUCUCAUAGUAUCAGCUUGCAUUUAGGUAAUAUUUUCUCAUACUCAAAAGGGGCUCAAACAGAAAUAGCUGAUCUCAUUUAACUGAUCCAGUUUAACCUGUUUAGGAAGUAAAUUAUUUCAGCAAAAUUCAAACGUGAAAGAGCAAUUUAUUAAUUAAAGGCAGUAGAUGCAUAAAUUAAUACAAAUCCAGUACAGAUUGUAAGCAAGUCUCAGGUUUUCUACUCUUGCCAAGUGCUGGUGUUUUCCCAUUGGUGGGCAGGUGAGGAAGCCUUUAGCCAGGGAUUUACACACCACUACAAUUAUAAAAGCUGUUUACAAAACAUAAGGUUAUUAGCUAAACACCUGUGCAUUGAUGAUGAUAGUAGGGACAAUGUUUUCUGUGAAUCACUAAAUAAAAACUACUAAUGUUCUAUGACAGUUCACUAAUCUGUUAUCCCCAGCUCCUGCUAAUCUUUUGUACAUUUAGAAUAAUGUUGUACAACAUUCAUUUGAAAAGAUCUACUUGUAUUCAAAUUGAUUUCUCUCCCCUUGUCUAAUAAAA